UGGCGGCAGCGGCCGUAGUUGCGGCGGCUCCCGCGCUCUGGCGGCGGUUGCUGGAUUGUUUGCCCCGCGGGAGGCCGUCUCUGGCGGCCUUUUUGGGCAGGCUCUCGGAUCGUCUGAGCCGAGGCCGCGAAGGCAGCGCUCGCAGGGACAGGCAAAGAUGGCUAAGCAACGAAUCGUUUUAGCUUCGCUAUAUCUUGGAACAGGCUCUUUGGAACAGGAAUUAGUGGAUUGUAUUGAAAUAGCUUUGGAAAGCUCAUUGAAGGGAUGUGAGAAUCCCAAUUUUAGAGUGUCUAUCCUGUUAGACUUCACGAGAGGAUCCCGAGGCCAGAAGAAUUCUCGAACCAUGCUGCUUCCACUCCUGAGGCGAUUUCCAGAUAAGGUCCGUGUCUCCCUCUUCCACACUCCUAAUCUACGUGGUCUUCUCAGAUAUCUAAUUCCUGAGCGUUUUAAUGAGACCAUCGGGUUGCAGCAUAUCAAAGUCUAUCUCUUUGACGAUAAUGUGAUCUUGAGUGGAGCCAACUUAAGUGACUCUUACUUCAGCAAUCGGCAAGACCGUUACGUGUUCCUGCAAGGCUCACCAGAGAUUGCAGAUUUCUUCACUGAGCUAGUAAAUGCAGUUGGGGAUGUAUCUUUACAGUUACAGCAGGAUGACACAGUCAAAAUCAUAGAUGGGAUGGUCCAUCCUUACAAAG
Thamnophis sirtalis is the source of this 692-nucleotide messenger RNA. Lineage: Eukaryota; Metazoa; Chordata; Lepidosauria; Squamata; Natricidae. The record is from RefSeq and is a predicted model, not a curated record.